CAUAACUGUGACAGGAGACUCUGUGCCUCAUAUUGAAUAUUUUACUUUAAAGACAAAGAAUUUUCUGACAAUACUUCUGUAUGUCAGCAGUCCGAGUCCAAGUUUCCCGCUGGUAUGCAGACAUUUCCUUCACGCAGGCGCAGAACGUACCUGCAACAUGUCGGUCAGCUGAGGUCUCGGGCCCGACGUUCAGCCGACCUGAGGGGCCAGAGGACUCGGAUCUGUGAACGACACCAAAAAGACAGGAAAUCAAGAAUUUGUUGCCCAGUUUCUCCAGGUGUCUCCUGCACGGCGACAACAUGGCCGCUGCGGCAGCAGACGAAGGAAGCGUAGCGAGGUCUCUGAGCCACAGCAGCAGCUAUCAGUUCCUUCCUCCCUCCAGUGAUUGAACCCAGUAGGUCUUCAUUCAGUGUCUGACGUUUCCAGCAGAGGAACAUCAUGGAGAACUCAGGGUCAGAUAGAGAACAUAAGAGGCCCAGGAGGAGUGAAGAUGAACCUCCUCAGCCCAGCUCAGAGGAAGCACCUGUGGGGAUCAGGAGCAACACUGAAUUCCUCCCACCAGACAGCUUUCUGGAGUUUGAAAGUACAUCACCUCACCACAUCACCUCCAGUCACGAAGGGUCAGAUGUGAGUGUCAGCAGCAAUAGCAGCUUUUAUUGGCUGCCACCUCACAGCUCAGAGGAAGCACCUGUGGGGAUCAGGAGCAACACUGAAUUCCUCCCACCAGACAGCUUUCUGGAGUUUGAAAGUACAUCACCUCACCACAUCACCUCCAGUCACGAAGGGUCAGAUGUGAGUGUCAGCAGCAAUAGCAGCUUUUAUUGGCUGCCACCUCACAGCUCAGAGGAAGCACCUGUGGGGAUCAGGAGCAACACUGAAUUCCUCCCACCAGACAGCUUUCUGGAGUUUGAAAGUACAUCACCUCACCACAUCACCUCCAGUCACGAAGGGUCAGAUGUGAGUGUCAGCAGCAAUAGCAGCUUUUAUUGGCUGCCACCUCACAGCUCAGAGGAAGCACCUGUGGGGAUCAGGAGCAACACUGAAUUCCUCCCACCAGACAUCUCUGAGCUGCGGGUUGUUCUGCUGGGGAACAGCUGGUCUCAGAGGAGCUCAGUGAUUAACUUCAUACUGGGAGGGACUGUGGUCAACACUGAGGGAGAACUGGACUGCUGUCUGGCAGUGACAGUACCCUUAGAGGAUAAAAAAAUUGUUCUCAUCAACACUCCAGAUCUGCUGCAUCCCAACAUCCCUGAGAACAAACUGAAGGAACAUGUGAACAAGUGUGUGAGACUCUGUGAUCCUGGACCUCAUGUGUUCCUGCUGGUUCUCCAGCCUGAGGACUUCACUGAGGAACACAAACUGAAGCUCUGCAGAGUCCUUCAGCGCUUCAGUGAUCGAUCAUUUGAUCAUUCACUGGUUCUGAUGUCAACACCCAGAGAGGAGAGUCCAGGUUUCAUGGAAGAAUAUCGGCAGCGUCCACCCCUCAAAGACCUGAUCAGAAGAUGUCAGUACAGGUUCUUGUGGCAGAAGAAUCUUGAACUUCCAGAGCUGUUAACACGCUUGGAUCAAAUUGUGAAAGAGAACAACGGAGAACAUCUGAGCCCACGUGGAUCAAUAUAGGUCUUGAUGGAUUUAUCAUGCAAUCUGUUCUUAAUGGUUCAAAAUCCUUCAGAUGUCUCUGCAGUUUGUCAAAUGUUGAUCUGAGGUGAACACACACCUUCUGUCCUUGUGUUCUGGUCAGAUUGUCCAACAUGGUGAUUAUUACAUACUUUACUUCAUACAUGGUUUGUGUUUGAUUUAAACAUUUAACAGGAUCUUCAGCUUUGUCUUUAACCAUCAGAGCUGCAGAAAACAACAAACACAGAUCUCCUCCUGUUCUGUUGUUUCUUCUUUAGCUCAGUUAGCUUGUAGAUGAUGUCAGCGUCCUGCAGUCACUGCAGUGAUGGAAGAAGUACUCAUAUGUGUAAAAAUACUCUGUACUACUCCACCAUAUGUCAUUAUUAUAAGAGUCAUUGCUGAUAUGUUAACAAGAUUUUAAUGUCACAGCUUUUUCAGAUGUUUCAUGUAAUUGAAAGGGUUCAAAUAUGCGUAAUUAUUAUUAUUAUUAUUAUUAUUAUUAUUAUUAUUAUUAUUAUUAUUAUUAUUAUUAUUAUUCACUUUUAUUCCAUAUUCAUUUGAUCUUAAUCUUCAAUCACUUUUGCAAUCACUUACUCAUUAGUCAUUUAUUUUUUUCAUUUCAUUAUGAAUUAGUCAUUUACUGAUUAUGAUUCAUUAUUUUAUUAUUUUCAUUCUAUGGUUGUGGCUACUUUUAUUUCAUCCACAUAUUCAUUUAGUUUUUGUCUUUGUAGUGGGUCUGAAAUAGCCACAUACAGUUUAUUAGGAUAACAGUCAUCCCCUCUUUUUCAUUUUAAUUUUUGAACCUUAAAUUACAGUUUUUAUGAAUUGCUAAAACACU
Scatophagus argus is the source of this 2455-nucleotide messenger RNA. RefSeq lists its product as uncharacterized. NCBI's taxonomy places the organism in Eukaryota, Metazoa, Chordata, Actinopteri, Scatophagidae. Gene Ontology annotation, molecular function: GTP binding. The record is from RefSeq and is a predicted model, not a curated record. The transcript is spliced from 17 exons. Bases 439 to 1620 code for a protein of 393 amino acids.